GCAGCUAUGGAUACGGUUUUUUUCUGUUUCCACGCGUACUUUUUAUCCACAAUAAAGUACCUCACUUCCGGUUUUGUUAGAGAGGGUGGAAGCCUUCAAGUCUGAGCACAUACACGGCGUUUAAGCGUGAGUUUAUCUCUGACACACGGGCAACACAUCGUGACCUGUGAUUGGCCCAGCCUGUGUCGCCAAUGGCAACAGACCCUCCCCCUCAACUGUGGUGAAAUGAACUAGUGGGAGCUGGAUAUACUCUGACCACACACACACACACACACGUAUGCACUUCCCACUUUUUUGUCUCCUACUUGUCAUUGUCUUGUAGGUUUGUUUCAGGCGUUCACGCCGGAGCAGGAAGUGAUGUUAUAGACCACAUGCCUGCACUCUUGCAUGUGUCACAUUUGUAUGUGACCUGAUAAUCAGAAUAACUCAGUGUGUGGUUUAUCUGCAGCAGUGCCUUGUCAUCAGCGUUCUCCUCCACACUUGUACCUCCACCACCAUGUUUUAGUUUCUGUAAAAGAAAGGCUCUAAUGGCCGCUCUGUGGGUCGUCUCCGUCGUCCGGCUGCAGCUCCGUAGUCAGAUAUGAGACCUCCAUAGGCUGAGGUCACCUCUGGCUUCUGUUUUAGUUCUGAACCCCACUCUGAGUGACCCGGACUCACCAUGCCCACUCUGAACUCGAAGUGGCGUUAUUUGUUCAUGCUGCUUGGCGUGCAGCUCAUCGUCAUGGCCCUCCUGUCCAGAGAGGCUUACCAGAAGAGAGUGAGUUACUUUUUCCGAAUCUUCCGCAAACUGGACUUCCAGAGCGGUAUGGCCGGGUCGGGGGCGGCUCACGGGACCAACCGCACCGGCGCUGAUGUCUACGCUAACCUGUCCCAGCUGGUGCAACCGCCCAACAAAGAGGACAUGCACUACUGCCCAGUAAAAUCACCACUGCUCAGUGGGCCGAUCCACGUCAGCUUCCCCUCAGGACUCACACUCUCUCAGGUGGAGAGAAAGAAUCCACUGGUGGUGCGCGGGGGACGCUACAGACCACCGGACUGCGAGGCCCGGCAUCGCACCGCUAUAGUCAUUCCUCACAGGAACAGAGAACAACACCUGAAGUACCUCCUGUAUUACCUACACCCCUUCCUACAGAGACAACAGCUGAGCUAUGGCAUCUACGUCAUCCACCAGGCCGGUGAUUACACGUUUAACCGGGCGAAGCUGAUGAACAUCGGCUUCCGGGAGGCGAUGAGGGAGGAGGAAUGGGACUGUCUGUUCUUCCAUGACGUUGAUCUGAUUCCUGAGGAUGACCGCAACACGUACAUCUGCGACAAAAACCCCAAACACGCCGCCAUCGCCAUGGACAAGUUCGGCUACAAACUGCCCUAUAAGGGCUAUUUUGGUGGCGUCUCAGCAUUAAGUCCUCUACACUACCUGAAGAUGAACGGCUUCCCCAACAACUACUGGGGCUGGGGGGGUGAGGACGACGACAUAGGCAUCCGUGUGUCUCUGGCCGGGAUGUCCAUCAGCCGUCCAUCUCUGAGGAUCGGCCGCUACAAGAUGAUCAAGCACAAACUGGACGAGGGCAAUGAGGUCAACCCUAAAAGGUUCAGUUUGUUGGCGAAGACGCAGCAGACGUGGAAGCUGGAUGGGAUGAACUCUGUGGAGUAUGAGCUGGUGUCUCGGGAAUACCUGCCUCUCUACACCAACAUCACCGUCAACAUUGGCACCAUGCAUGGCCUGCAACCUCCAACCUCAAAACCCGAGCCCAAAGAACGUGCAGAGAACCGACCUGGACGCUGACACACACCUGCUGACUUCAGACAUACACACACACAAAUAAUACAGGGUUGACGUCUGAAUGGAGUGUGUAGUUUGGGGGCAGAGCCUCUGUAGUGCAUAUAUCAGGUUAAAAGCUCUAGUGCUCUUUCUGACAGGGGUCUGUCUCUCCCCGGGUCUGUCUCUCCCCGGGUCUGUCUCUCCCCGGGUCUGUCUCUCCCCCUGUCUGUCUCUCCCCCUGUCUGUCUCUCCCCCUGUCUGUCUGUCUCAGAGACCCUUUCUCUUCUCCCGCUCUCCCAUAUUGUCUGUCUUUCUUGUUACGCACAAACGCAGAGACAGUCCUACACACUCCUCUGCACAUGCUCGUGUGUGUGUGUGUGUGUGUGUCUAAGGGAGAUCGCACCGUUGUUGCCUUAAACACAAAUCUGCACUCCUGUCUGUCUGUCUGUCUCUCUGUCUGUCUCUCUCUCUUUCUCCCCAUUCAUGGAUUUUUAUGGAUUUUUAAUUACUGCUUGAGGAACUUCCUGGUAUCAAAACACCAGCGCCGAGGCCCAGAGGAUCAUGGGUAACGGCUCACAGUACCAGCUGAUGGAAAAGACUCCGGUUGUCUGGUGAAGUGGGCGGAGUCUGACUUUACUUCACACUCUGCGUACUGUAAACUGAAGAACUGUUUUUUUAAAACAUAAACACAAUCAGAAACUUUUAGAACAUCAUCCGCUGCUCUACAUAUCCUUACAGCAUCCUGUCUCUCUGUCCGUCUCUAGCUGACUCUCUGUCUGUCCGUCUGUCUCUACUCACCACCUUUGACCAUGAUGGCCUUUGUGGAGGAUUUGCGGUGAGAAUUUGUCAUUUUGUUCGUCGCAAAACAACUCAGAUCCGUAAUCUAGUGGGUUUUGUGGAUGUAAAAGUAUCACAGUACUGUGAAUUAUUUAUAGUAAUGUACAGCUUUGUAGUUAACUGCUAGUGCUAGCUGUAAAUUGCUAAAGCACAUGUUGCGAGGUCUUAAAGGGGCGGGGCAGGAAAUCAUACAGUGCGUAAAUGGCGUCACAUGAGCUUCAGUCGGCUUUUUUUUGCUAAUAAAGUGGGGAUAACUCCUAGUUAAAGCUGUAACAUCAGGCUGAUUUGGAUAUGUUAGAGCAACAGGAACAGUGGGCUAUAACUAGCUGGUUAGAAUUAUAACGAGCGCUCGUCACUGGGGUACACAAAGAGGAACUAGUUAGCAGGGUAGUUACUCGACUAUGCUCACGCUAUGAUGACCCUCGAGUUUGAGCACCGCUGCAAACUCGACUGUCCAGGUCAAAUACGAGAUGAAGGUGUAAAUAAUGUUUGUAAACGUUACAACUUUUUCUAGUUACAGAAUUCUGAAUCAGAUACAGAGCUGUGAUCCAAGAACUGAUGGCUUGCCCCAGGGGCGUGUCUGAAUGUGCACGGGGCAGCUGUUGUGUGAUUUUAGCUUUUUUUUGGUCUUUUGGCUGUUUUUAGGGAUUAGAGAUUAGGGUGUAGGGGUUAGGGCUUAGGGAAAGUCAUUAGGACUGAUCAUAAUCCCUGCAGUGCCACAAGUUUAGUGUAAUGUUUUUUUUCGUUUGUUUGUUUGUUCUCAAAUGAAAGUAAGCAUGGAGUCUCCUUGCUGGUGAAAAUGGCUGCUUUGAAAUGUAAAGGUCAGCUUCAGGACUUUUUACCCGUCUGUAAUGGCCCUCACGAUGUAAUGGAUAUCGUCCCGUGUCCCGGUCAGGAGAGUUCUCACCCUGAAGUGAAGAUUCCCGCUGAUGUUUUUUUAAUGAAACUGUAAUAAUCUGGUUGGUGAACAGAAUCCUCACUUCCACAUCUUCAUCUCCGACACUUCAAAGAACGCCUCAGGAACGUAAACCCAAGCUAACACUAAAAUAAACUAACGCUCACUAUCGCGGCCGAUUCCUCCUGAGACGCAGUGACCACGUCUGGUGUAUUUCCACCGGAGCGGUGAUGAGACGUCCGAUCGGAUGGUUAGAGCGUCCGGUCAUCGGCACUUUCCACCUUAUUUGUACAAUGUUAAUAUCUGCUUUUUAUCUGAUUGUAAAUCUGAUUUCUCGUGUUUUUUUUCUUUACGAUGCCUCACAGUAGUGCGUGGUGGUGGUUUUUUUUUUUUGUGUGUGUUUUUACUCUAAAAAGCUUGUGACCACUAGAUGAAGGUGAAGCUGGACAACUGAAACACACUGAACUCGGAGAACACGAAACGUCCAGACGCUGUUUUUAGCGCCGGCGCUAAGGUGCAGGGCCGAGGGCGUCGUAGGCACCGCUGCUAGCGUUAGCAUCAUGUGCUCUGUUUGGUACUUCAGGUGUCUUUCUACAUAUCAAGGGCUGAACGAUUGAUUGCGGUUUUUUUCCUCCAGACUUUAAAUAUUAAACUUCCUCCAGCCUUUAAGUGCUUUAAGUUCUCCAGAUGAACAUUAAGGACGAGCUUGUUAGCGUGAAAUUACUUAGUUUCUCUUCUUCAGCAUCAGCGCACAGUACCGACGUUAAAGCCCGGGCUAAGCUCUGUUAGCACUAGCGUUAGCCAAGCGACUGAUUUUGAAAUUAAACGUUGAAGCAUUUCACUGUUGAGCUGAAGAAGUGACCCCGGUCAGUGAAGUCAUCAAGCCGUUAAAGAUCAGGUUAAACUUUAGCUCCGCCCUUGUUGACCCUAAUCAUCACGUUUACUAUGGAGACAGUUUGCUCUCGAACAGCACCGGUCUGUGUCCAUCUGUCCUUCCACGUCACAAUAACAAACUUUGUCACUCUGUAGAUUAGUGUGAUGAUGGACACAGGCCUGGUGUGUGCACAGAGCUCCAGUCUGAUGGAGUGUUUUAUCUGAACGUGCCUACAUUUAAUUGUGUGACUGUGUGUUUUGGUGGUAGAGGAAGAUUGUGAUUAUUUUUGUAAUAAAUUCUGCACAUCUACAUAGUGGCCUUAUAAUAAAGAUUAAUAAAGUAAAUGUUUAUCAGA
This is a messenger RNA of Hemibagrus wyckioides, 4720 nucleotides long. Its product is annotated as beta-1,4-galactosyltransferase 3. Gene Ontology annotation, molecular function: glycosyltransferase activity. NCBI's taxonomy places the organism in Eukaryota, Metazoa, Chordata, Actinopteri, Siluriformes, Bagridae. The record is from RefSeq and is a predicted model, not a curated record. Bases 659 to 1783 code for a protein of 374 amino acids. Gene Ontology annotation, biological process: carbohydrate metabolic process. The transcript is spliced from 7 exons.